This is a messenger RNA of Alternaria burnsii, 363 nucleotides long. RefSeq lists its product as uncharacterized. Bases 1 to 363 code for a protein of 120 amino acids. The record is from RefSeq and is a predicted model, not a curated record. The transcript is spliced from 2 exons. NCBI's taxonomy places the organism in Eukaryota, Fungi, Ascomycota, Dothideomycetes, Pleosporales, Pleosporaceae.
AUGCGUCUCUUCGUUCUCCUCAUAACAUUUCUUUCGGCUGUAACGGCUCUUACUCUAAACAAGAUUGAUGGCACUACGAUCGAGCUCGGUGAUGAGCCGGCGGUCGUUGAUCUCAGCAACGUGAUCAUACCUGCGCGUGCGCCGGUUACUGAGUCCAGUGCCCACAACGCAAGAGAUGCUACCGAUGUUAAUGCCGCAGAUUGGGAUCGUAGUGCGUCAAAUGUCCAUUUCUACCAGCACACCAACUACAAAGGCAGUGUCGUGACGGCCUACCGCUGUAGGGAUGGCAUGAACAGUUGCAUGACCUUGUUAAACACAAAAGACGAGCAAGGACACUCACCAAGUUCAAUCUACAACCACUAA